AUGCCUGUGGCCGACCCAAGUUCAGGCCAAUUCUACAUAUGGAUCAUAGCAGUUGUCUUGUUCAUGGCCGUGACACUCGGUGGGAGCUUCCUCAUAAUGUACCUGAUCCUCCCUCCCAGCCCUUCCACACAAUGGCUCCCCAUUGCAGGAGUCUCCCUCGUUUGCCUCCCUUGGGGAUUUUGGUUAGUCACUUGCAUCUAUCGUGUCGUAUCUCGUACUUUUGGGUUUAGGGUAGUCAUUGGCGGUGGUGGCGGCGGUGGAGGAGGAGGGGGAGGCAACGGAAACAAUAUCGACAAUAUCGGGAUUAGUGGUAGCGGGUCGGAAUCAUCUAAAGGUCUUAUCAGAGAUUCGAAAGAGGAGGCGGAUGACCCAAACAAAAAUCAUCAUUUUGUUAGAAAUGUGGGAGAAAAUGGCAAAAAUGAUAAGGAAGGUGGUCAAGGAAUCAAGCGAGCUUCGAGUUCUGCCAAUGAGGUUGUUGUUGGUUCCAGUGAGAGUGAAAUGCCAUUGACCUCUGGUGUUAAAUCUUGA
Linum tenue is the source of this 528-nucleotide messenger RNA. The record is from the annotation of a GenBank genome assembly. Lineage: Eukaryota; Viridiplantae; Streptophyta; Magnoliopsida; Malpighiales; Linaceae.